CUACUUUUCUUCUUCCCCUUCUCAGAAAUUUUUUUUACUAAUCCUUUUUUGUAUAGAAAAUUUGUGUUUUGCUUUAACAAGAAGCAAGAGGAGCCUUAUCUAGAAACUUGACAUUUAUGGAGUCUCUGACGACCAAAUCCUCCACCGCGAGGAGCGUUGAGCUACCGCCUCGCCGUGGAAAGGUGAAGCGAGAGAUCUUUGGUUUCUUAGCCAAUUCCAUCGUUUCCAUGAUGAAAGCCGGUGGAGCGUUUGGGAGGAACUCCGGAGGUGGUGGUGGUGGCUCUUCUUCCUCCACCACCACUCCUCCAGGGAGUGGCUACACCUCCGAACAAAACAACGAAUCCACUUAAACAACAAACAGACAUAAAGACAUAAUUACGAAAGUGCCACCACCAUGGCACCCUUGAGAGAAAACUGAGUGGUUCUGUUCGUUUUUGAAAACAGAACGCUACUUUUUUCUCCAAGUCCGGUUCGGUUUUAUGGUGGUUUGUUUUCUUAUGUGUGGUACGACCCGUUUUAACUUCUUUUUUUUGGUGGGUUAAACUGGGGAAUACGUAUUGGUGUAAUUAAUUUGCUUUUGAUUAUGUUGUAAACAAAAAUAUCUCCCUAAUUUGUUGUUUCUACGUGUUUUUGAAGUGGAGUAAUGAUGUCCUCUGGGAGAUAUUUUUGUUUUGGUUUGCUUUGGUUUGGAUUUAAUUAUGUAAUGUGUAUGCUUUAAAUGUCUGUUUGUAUCUUAAAUGCAAUGUAUAAUUAAGUGUGUUUUAUUACUUAAUUUUAUUA
This is a messenger RNA of Arabidopsis lyrata subsp. lyrata, 780 nucleotides long. RefSeq lists its product as uncharacterized. The record is from RefSeq and is a predicted model, not a curated record. The transcript has 2 exons. Bases 117 to 350 code for a protein of 77 amino acids. NCBI's taxonomy places the organism in Eukaryota, Viridiplantae, Streptophyta, Magnoliopsida, Brassicales, Brassicaceae.